Molecule: messenger RNA, 1612 nt
Organism: Leopardus geoffroyi (Geoffroy's cat)
Lineage: Eukaryota; Metazoa; Chordata; Mammalia; Carnivora; Felidae
Product: myosin IC heavy chain-like
Exons: 2
Coding region: 82-1032 (316 amino acids)
Source: RefSeq, a predicted model, not a curated record
ACCCAGGGCUGAAAAGCAGAGCCUUUGCACCAACCUGGGCCUACGGGGCUGUCUCUGGGCCUCGGUGUGCUCAUCCGUACUAUGGAGGCGGGUGGCCUCAGACCAGCGUCCGGGGCCCCCAGGCGGACCCUGGACCACCCGGACGGGAUGGGGCACGACACCGGGUUCUCAGAAUCCCACAGCGCAUCAGCGACGCUGUCCCGCCCCGCGGCCAGGACAGCAGGAGGCGGAAGCGAGGGUGGAGGAAGGUUCUCUCCGCUGGGAAUCUGGGUCCAGACAGCGGGUGUCCAGACAGAGGCCCACCCGCUCCCAGGUUGGGAGGGGGGAGGUGUCUGGGUCUGGGCAAAUCAGAGGGUGGAGGGCGCGUCUGAACACCCCAGGGAGGCAGCUGCCUGGGGACCUCCCGAGGCCGGCGCGGUCCAACCCGUUCCCCAAGCCUCCCAGCCCGGGGCGGGGCGGCCAGGGCCCAAGGCCGGCUCAGCCUCGGGGGUCCAGGCCCCGCCUGCGCCCAGGGCCCGGGCGCUGAGGGGUGGGGUGGGGUGCCAUUAUCUGGCGCGGCCAGGCCCGCAAGGCUCAGGCUCACGUGGCCGCGGCUCCUGGCCUCCCAGGUCUCAGGGCCGCGGCGCGGGCGGGCAGAUAAGCCGGGCGCUCCCAGAGCCUGUCCGGCGCGGGCCGGGCCGGGCCGAGCUCCCCGCGGGCCACCCCCCCCCCCCCCCCCACUCCCCGGCCGGCCCGGCCCACUUGGCCCAACUUCCUCUCCAUAAAAGGCGAGGUUUGGGAGCGCCCGGGGAGGGGGCGUUGGGCUCACACGUGGGGCCCGGAGCUUUGCCGGGGCCGCCCCCCACGUCCUCCGGCCCUCCCCCGGAGCCGCCUCGCCCCUGCCCCUGGCGUCCCGCGGACCACCAUCCCGACCUCGCUCUCCUCCUCCGGCCCGGCCCUGAGCGCCCAGCACUCUGUCCCCACUUGGCCUUGGAACAGCUCGAGGCCCCCCACAGCCGGGCGGGUCCGCGGAGGGCGGGGUCGGGCAUCUAGGAGCGUCGGGAAGACCAGCGGGGCCGGGGGUCACCCUGUAACUCGGCUCGGUGCGGAUGCAGACGAAUCGUACUUGCGGCGGCCUGUAACGUGCAUUUUAAUACCGCUAGAGCUUGGGGUGCCUCUUCCCGAUUUUACGUGUCGCCCAGCUCGCCUGUGGCCUUGGGCGCACGUUAAGUCUGCGCGCAGCCUCAGUUUCCCCGUCUGUUAACCCGGGGAGAGGCUUUUCCUCUGCUGGGUUUGCGCGACUAAACCGCAGCGCCCCACCGGGCCCGGCGCGGGGCUGGAGCAGAAGCGGGCAGGGGGCGGAGCCGUUUCCCGCCCGCACGCCCCCCUCGCUCCUCCGGGAGAGACCCCGCACCGCUGCGUUGAGGAAGAGGGGAAGUGGCGCCAAGAGACAAACAGUGGGUGCUCAAUAAAUGCAGCGCCGCCCCACCCCCACCCCGCCCCUCAGGCUUGUUGACAACUGUAAUUAAAUCACAAAGUUUCCUUCGGAAUGCAAGCUGGUGCAGCCACUCUGGAAAACAGUAUGGCGGGUCCUCAAAAAACUAAGAAUAGAACUACCCUACCACCUAGCAAU